AUGAUCAUAUAUAUAAUGUAAUGCGUACACACAACACACGUUUAUUUUUCUUAUCUCGUUAUCUUUGUGCGAUAAUUCAUUAUCUCUCUCCUGUGUGAUUCAAAAAAUAAACAAAUCUUGCAAAACACAAAGUCCGCGAUUCUGUUUCGCACAGUGGCGAUUGGCCAACCUGGGUAGUGAGCGCAGUAAUGGUACCGUCAUGGCGACGUUGCCGCCGCGGAAAAAUCCGACUCCCACGAAAAUUUUGAAACAACAUUUGACACCUUUGCAAACGCUUCUGCAGCUCGGCUUCCCGAAACAUCGCGCGGAAAAGGCAUUAGCCGCAACUGGACAUCGUGGUGUACAGUUGGCAUCAGACUGGCUACUGGCUCAUGUGAGAGAUCCGACUCUGGAUUCUCACACACAGCGACAGUAUGUUCUAUAUGUUUGUCCCACCGGACCUCUGGCUGAACAGCUGGAAUUGUUCUGGACAGAAAGUAAAAAUCUAGGAUGGAACGGCGCUCACAACUUUACACCGCACAUUACCCUUGUCUCUUUUUUCAAUGCUCCCGAUGAGUUUACCGAGGAAUUAGCAAAUGCUGUUGAGAGCGUGGUUCAGCAAGACGGAUUGCAUGAACAAAUUGAGCUAGAAACAUACGUGUCGCCUAAUUUUAUGGGCCUCUUUGUCAAGGAUAUAAAUGCAGAUUGGCUGAAGAACAUUGCUGUGCGUUACGUCAAUAAAAUCGCCGCUCUAGGUAUCACUGCCGAACCGCAGGUGAAGUCUCUGCAUCUCACACUGGCUUAUCAGUUCCCUGGCAACUCGUUUCAAUCCCUUCGCUCGAUGGUCGAGAAGUUGGGACCAAACACGCCUGCCAACUGGGAGCUGCGAUUAUAUUCCAGGGACUCGAGACUGCAGAACUUGCACGUGCACAAAGUGACACACGUCCAUGUACCUCGAGAACACGACGAAUUAGAAUUAAGAGUAGGAGAUUACAUCUACUUACCGGAGGGAGCGUGUAGCGCCUCAACAGACGGUUGGGUGGAGGGCAUUUCCUGGCUGACCGGCAUAUCCGGUCACUUGCCAUUAAAUCAUACCAAAAGAACCGCCGAGUCGGACUCAUGGACGUUGCACGUCACCGUUCCGAUUACCGACAAUAAAUGGGAUAGCACGGAAGAGGAGGAAAUCCCAAAAGUCAGGAGACCGCCACCGGUCUUGUCUCCGAGCGAUUCUGUCGACGUACCCGACGGCGUUGUUACCACCGAGGAGCCGAUGACAGCAUCGGAAGCGCCCGCAACACCGUGUCGAGAGAUUUUCAUAUGUCGACACGGCGAAAGAGUAGACUUCACCUUCGGCUCGUGGAUCCCGUAUUCCUUCGAGUUAAAUGGCUCUUACAUACGUCGUGACUUGAACAUGCCCAAAGAAAUACCGUCGAGAAGUAUCCAGGAUUUUCAGAAUGAUACUCCGCUGACCACCGUGGGCGAGAUGCAGGCGAAUCUGGUAGGUGAGGCCAUGAAUUCGUCCGGUAUCAGGAUAGACGUUGCCUUCACGUCGCCCUCGUUGCGUUGCGUGCAGACGCUGGCUCACAUUUUGAAAGGACUCAAGUCCGACAUUCCGAUAAAGGUAGAGCCGGGUCUGAUAGAGUGGUUGGCGUGGUAUCCGAACGGUAUACCCGCCUGGAUGAGUCCCGACGAGUUGAUAAAAGCGGGAUUCAACGUGGACGUUGAUUACAAUCCGAUCGUGAAGGCUAAAGAACUCCCGCUGAAAGAGAACGCCGCGCAGUAUUACGAGCGCAGUCACGAGUUAAUAAAGAAAAUCAUUGAGAGUACAGUUGGAAAUAUAUUAAUAGUGGCGCACGCGGCUUCUUUGGCGGCGUGCACCAAGCAGCUGACCGGCGGCAGGAUUCCCCCGGCUGCUGAAGUCACUAGAUUAGUUCAAAGGGUACCUUAUCUGGCGUGCUUGACCGUGCGUCAGGGCAUCGACGGCUGGCAGUUGCAUCCUCCCCCUUUCCCACCGAUCACUCACACCAGCAACUGCAGAUUCGACUGGAAGGUUUUGAUGUAGUGAACACGUUGCGCGCGUGUAAUUUUGCUGAGGAAGGUAGAUGUUUCCCUCUACAAAGCCUAUGUAAAAGACUGUUACAUAAUCGUAAAUUUUUAUGUGCGACUUUAUUCAAUGUCUAUUACGACAUUGAACCAACAAAAUUCAACGAAAAAUCAAUCUUCUCAAGUGAUAAUAUCUUUAAGACUUCUGGAUAAUCGCGCGAUUUCUCGCUUCCGACGUCGUGAUUCAAUAUACAUACGGCUAUAAACGUAUCCAGGAAUCUUAACAUAAACAAAAAUAUAUAUACGAUAAAUGUUGAUCAAUCGCUCGAUUGUUAAAUAAUAUUCUCUCAGAGAACACAACCGAUACGGGUAAUGAAAUUAAUUAUUUUAUUUCUUAAUUCUUAUAAAUAUAUAAAUGUGCAUAUAUGCACGCACACACAGAGAGAUACACACAAACAUACUAGCCAAAAUUACGUUAUUGUUGGUAUUUUCUGCUAUAUCGAUUUUGUGUGUGCGUACAUAUAUACAAAUGUAUGUGCAUUGACCUAUAUUGUAUCGAUCCGCGAGAGAGAAAGAAAAUUUUCUUCUUAGUUUUGCGCCGUUCUUCUUUUCAAGCUGAAGCGAAAAAUUGGCGCGUAGAAAAAUUUUCUUCCUGUCACGGAACGAUUAGUUUGCGUAGUGCGUUAAAAAUGUGUAUAUGUACGUGUUAUAUUUUAAUGUAUUGAACGAGAGAACACAACAAACGUACUAGUCUUGAUUGGACACAUUUUCUUGCCGAGCUUAAAUACAUACAAAUAUGUACGUAUAUAUUAUGUAAUAGAUAUAUGUAUUAUUUAUGUAAUACAUAUAUACAAUGUA
This is a messenger RNA of Pseudomyrmex gracilis, 2880 nucleotides long. RefSeq names its product protein UBASH3A homolog (gene Epp). Lineage: Eukaryota; Metazoa; Arthropoda; Insecta; Hymenoptera; Formicidae. Gene Ontology annotation, molecular function: protein binding. The coding region runs from base 200 to 2041 and encodes 613 amino acids. The transcript has 4 exons. The record is from RefSeq and is a predicted model, not a curated record.